Molecule: messenger RNA, 5590 nt
Organism: Galleria mellonella (greater wax moth)
Lineage: Eukaryota; Metazoa; Arthropoda; Insecta; Lepidoptera; Pyralidae
Gene: for
Product: cGMP-dependent protein kinase, isozyme 2 forms cD4/T1/T3A/T3B
Exons: 10
Coding region: 197-3418 (1073 amino acids)
Biological process (GO): protein phosphorylation
Molecular function (GO): ATP binding; cGMP-dependent protein kinase activity
Source: RefSeq, a predicted model, not a curated record
CAUUUGUAGUAAUUAAAAUGUGGAAAUAAUAGGUGUAUUAACAUUUUAUAGUUACGGACGUAAAUGUUACCGUGCAGUGUUGGUGAAUAAAUAAUCCAGAAAUAAAGAUGGAAUUAAAAUUAUCAGGUAUACAUAAAAUUUGUGAAAAAUUGCUUCAGGCUUCUAGAAAAAAGUCCUCAGUUAUUAUCAGAGCAAAAUGAAAAUUAAACACUACCCAGGGAAAGUGGUCAUGGAGGACCCUUGGCUUUCUAUCACUGAUAGGACUAUGGACCUUGUUUAUGCUGCAAAUUGGGUUGGAGCUCGUAAUCUCGGUACAUAUAACGAAAAUGACAAUAGCUCAAAUAAAGUAAAAUAUAAUACGAUUUCUAGAAGUAAAUCUUGUAGAGAUGUGGGCCAUAUUAAUGACAGAAAUUAUGAUACUAAAACAUAUUCCGCUGAAGAUAAUGGCUAUAACUAUUCUUAUAAUGUAUCCAAUGAAAACAUAUCUCAGUUAGCAAAAUAUCAACAAAAUAUAGAAGAGAAAGCCAGAGCUAAUAAUAAUCUCAUUGUGCAAAAUAAAUUGAAACAUAGUUUCAGUUUUAAGGAUAUGCCAAAUGGGUAUAAGCCUUCAACGUUGAGACGUGUUAAAAGAAGAAAUUUUACCGAAUGGGAUAUAGAAGCAUUUGGAGCGCACGAAAAACAGCCUCCUAUUCCACCACAGCGUAAAGAUUCUCUUAAAUAUGCACAUCGACAGAGAAAAGUAGAUUCGAAAAAAAAUAAUUACCCAUUACCGGAUCCUGGACCCGUACCACCAGACCCGUCUUCAGAAUCCUAUUAUGAAUAUUAUUCAAGAGUUAGUCAACAAAAUAAUGAUACUGAUAGUGAUAAAUUAAAACAAUUACAAAAAGAUCCAAAAAAGGAUAAAAAUCAUACUAAUAACGAUAUACAUAGCGGAAGUGUAAGUGCUUUUAGCAAUGAUAAAAUGUAUCAAUUAAUUAAUUCAAUGGCAACAUUAGAUUUGAGUCCAAUGAAAUCUAAUUUAGGGAAACAAGAUCUCGAAGUGGGUUGUGAAGCGGAAGAUUUAGGACUGUACAUGCGGCCCAUUAAUGAGUCAUUAUCUACAUGCGAACAACUUCCUAAUCACACUAUACAAACUACGAACGAACGAAAUGAACGUAUUGAAAACAUUAAACCAAGUUUUCGCUCUAAAUCUAUGAGAGUUAAGAGCGAAGGAAGAGCUCCACUCCGAGCUUAUCUCGACGUUGUUCAGCCUGAUAAUAAAUCCCACAAUGACGUUACUGUCACUCAACCAAAACGUAAUCUGUCUCCAAGCGAACAGCUGACAAUGAUGCAGUAUGAAAUGUAUAAACUACAGUCUAAGCAACCAUCUAUGAACCCAACGAAUAAUGGGUUUCAUAAUAUUGAUCUUGGGAAAGAAAGUGAAAAUCGGACUUUCAAUAGUAAUUCGUCACAAGUUAAACGUGAAAAAUAUGGAAAAAUGUAUGGUACAGUGAGAGUGAAAAGUGAUGAUAGGUAUGAUAGAUUUAAUGAUCUAUUAUCCUUUGGUGUUACAAAAGAACGUAUUAAUGAAGAGCGUGCAACAAAUAGUAGUGGUGUAUAUUCGAGGAGUGCCAAGAGUUCAUCUAGUGGUUCAGAUUCAGACUUUUCUAUACCGCGUCCUAAAUUAAUAGUGCCUGUUCACACCUACGGAACCAGGAAGAGAAGAACAGGAAAUCUGUGCCAACGUGAUAGUAAUGCUACAGAGGCUUCCUUAGAUGCUGGAGUCUUACUAGAUGUUACACGAUUAGAAGAAACAAGUGAUAAAGAACUGGAAAAACGAUUAAAAAACGAAGAAUCAGAGGGAAGAGUGGAAGUGUCUAGAGAGAACAAAUACCUCAGCACAAUGGCACCGGGCAAGGUGUUUGGUGAACUAGCCAUUCUUUACAACUGCAAGAGAACGGCCACAAUAAAAGCAGCAACUGAUUGUCGGUUGUGGGCCAUUGAACGUCAAUGCUUCCAGACUAUUAUGAUGAGAACUGGACUCAUAAGACAAGCGGAAUACACUGAUUUCUUGAAGAGUGUGCCGAUCUUCAAAGACCUUCCCGAAGACACGCUUAUCAAAAUUUCUGAUGUUUUGGAAGAGACACAUUAUCAGAACGGUGACUACAUUAUCAGGCAAGGAGCGCGUGGUGACACGUUCUUCAUCAUUUCCAAGGGACAGGUAAAAGUGACCCAGAAGCAACCAAACAGUAACGAUGAGAAAUUCAUUAGAACACUAACGAAAGGCGAUUUCUUCGGAGAAAAAGCGUUACAAGGAGAUGACCUUCGAACAGCCAAUAUCAUCUGUGACUCACCAGAAGGUUGUACAUGCCUUGUAAUUGAUCGGGAGACCUUCAACCAACUCAUUUCGACCCUAGAUGAGAUACGUACCAAAUAUAAAGACGAAGGCGAUAGUAGACAGAGAUUAAAUGAAGAAUUUGCCAAUUUGCGCUUAUCAGAUCUUCGUAUCAUAGCCACCCUCGGUAUCGGCGGUUUCGGAAGAGUGGAACUUGUGCAAAUACAAGGAGAUCCGAGUCGAUCGUUCGCCUUGAAGCAGAUGAAGAAAGCCCAAAUCGUUGAAACGAGACAGCAGCAACAUAUUAUGUCAGAAAAGGAGAUAAUGUCAGAAAUGAACUGCGAAUUCAUAGUGAAGCUAUUUAAGACAUUUAAAGAUCGCAAAUACUUGUAUAUGUUGAUGGAGACAUGCCUCGGAGGAGAGUUGUGGACUAUUUUAAGAGACAGAGGCCAGUUUGAUGAUGCCACAACAAGGUUCUAUACCGCUUGCGUUGUAGAAGCCUUCCAUUAUCUACAUUCUAGGAAUAUCAUUUACAGGGAUCUCAAACCGGAAAACUUAUUAUUAGACUCCAAAGGUUAUGUGAAAUUAGUCGAUUUCGGUUUCUCCAAGAAGCUGCAAGCGAGCCGUAAGACUUGGACAUUCUGUGGUACUCCUGAGUAUGUUGCGCCCGAAGUCAUUAUGAAUAGAGGUCAUGAUAUCAGCGCAGACUAUUGGUCAUUAGGUGUGCUAAUGUUCGAGCUGCUGACAGGAUCACCUCCAUUCACCGGAGCUGACCCAAUGAAAAUUUAUAACAAGAUUCUCAAGGGUAUUGAUGCCGUGGAAUUCCCCCGAUCGAUCACCAGAAACGCAGCUAAUCUCAUAAAGAAAUUGUGUCGUGACAACCCUGCCGAACGACUUGGGUAUCAGAGAGGAGGCAUCACUGAGAUACAGAAACACAAAUGGUUUGACGGCUUCAACUGGGAGGGCCUGGCUCAGCGCACCUUAGAGCCGCCGAUCACACCAGUCGUAAAGUCCGCUGUCGAUACGCACAACUUCGACCAGUAUCCGCCUGAUGCAGAUGAACCGCCACCUGACGACCUCUCCGGAUGGGACGCCACAUUCUAAACGAAAAAAAAAACUACAGGCGAUAUUCUAUAUAAAAUGUAGUCCACAAUUUCCACAUUUCGGUCUCUGUGUUAAAGCCUCGUUAUAACAUUGUCUCAUACCGAACCAUACAAUUAAAUCUGAACACCAUGUAAGUAUAUCGAUUUGACACUAUUGAAACUUAUUUAUAAGUGAGACAAAUAUAUUUCAGUGAAAAGAGAUAGUUCUCAUAGAAAACAUUUUUUUUUUUAUGUUGUGACACUGUGAAAAAUUCACUUUGAUUUCUUAGUAUUUAAUAAUCUGCAAUUUAGCUUGAUGCUAUCAUUAUCACAAUAUAUACGAUAGAAAGAAAUGGCAAUAAAUUACGUGGUGCCAUCUAUAUUGAAUGUUUAGUUGACUUUCCUAAUAAACUACAAAGUUACUAUUCGAAUAAUGUGCUGUUAAAAGCAAUACAUUAAAAUGAAUAUUAAAUACGUACAUGAGUGUUAAAACAGUAUAUUCUCUGUUAUAUUAGCUAAUAAUUCACAGAUCUUAUUUCUAUGUACUUUUAAAUAGGCUUGCCAUUAAAUAUGAACUUAAAUUGUAAAUAUUAUUUGAUAGUGUAUUGUUUAUUCCAAAAUUCAAGUCUUAAUUGUAAACUAGUAUUAAUGACGAUAUUUCUAAAUUAUAUACAGAUUAUCGACAAUAUAUAUACAUAUAUGUUUUCGAAAUAUAUUUGAAAUAAAUAUCUAUACUAUAUUUAAUUUAUAUUAUAAAUUCAUUUAAUAGAAUAAAUACUAUAUUUAAAUUGUGAUAAUUUAAACAUUUUAUUAGGAUCGAUUAAAUAAAUAUAAUUCGUUGUGAAUGUAUUAAAUUUUAAUAAAAUUAAUAGAGUGCAAUAUCGUAGUACUAUGAUUUAAAACUUUUUUUCAUUACAAUUUAUUGCUUAAAUAAUUUUUUUGUUUAGCCUAGUGACUUCUUCGCUGGAACUUAUAUUAUGAUGAAAAUGUAGUUCAAUAUUUAUUUUGUUAUUAUAUACAUUUAUAUUAAUAAUAAUUGUACAGUUUGCCAAAAUAUUGUUACCAGAAUUUCCUCUACAAUAAAUCGAAUGUACAUAAUAUUAUAUAAUAAUGAAUCCUAUUAUGAAUUUUAUAAUUACAUAUUAUUUAUGCAAUAAAAAUAGUUUAGUCAGAGUAAACUAUUGAACUGUUUUUAUCAUUUUAUAAAUAAAUAAAAUUAAUUUCAUUGUAGUUUUGUCUUAACCAUACUAAUCAGGUUAAAAUGAAUAAAUAAUUCAAACCUAUUAUUAUCAAAUAUAAAUCUGUUGACAAUAUUUAUUUAUGCAAAAAUUUAUAUUUGUAUAAAUAUAAUUACUUAAAAUUAUGCUAAUUGAAAGAACUGUAUUAUUAACUUAUGUCAUUAUAAAAAUGUAGAAAAUACAUAUAAAAUAUAUGUAUGGUAUAUGUUAUAUUAUUUUAUGUAAUAUUACGCAUAAAAAUAUAUUUGUUGUAUUUUGUGUUAUUAUAAAUUUCACAUAAUGUACAGUAACCAUGGUGCUCAAAUGUUUAUACAUUAUUCUGGUAAUUGCAUUAUUAAAAACUAAUAAAGCUUAUAUUUAUCUAGUAAUUAAAAUUAUUGUAAAUUAUAUUAUCGAUAUACAGGAUGUAAUUAACAUCAUUAUCAUCUUUAAAGGAGUGCUCUACUAGAAAAACUAAUGAUUUUUUUUUCAGAGAAAUGUCUCUCAAAAUGUAUAAAAUUUACAAAAAAAAUUGUUAAAUUUUAUUGGAAAAACGCUCCCUCAAUAACAAUUGCGAAUUCAACCUGUAUAAUUAAUGUUUACGGAAUCCACUAACUGUUUUUAUAAGAUCCUACUGCUCAUUUAGUUUGUCAUAUACUAAAUUGUAACGGUAGCUAUCUCCAAAACAUGACAUAAUUUAAGACUUGUCAUUAUUAUAUAACACCAACAUCUAAAAUAGUCAUAUAAUUAAGUAUUCAUUGAGUUCUUUCAUUGUAAAUAGUCCUAUUUUAAAUACAACUAGGAAAUUUUAUGAAUAAGUUAAUAUAAAGGCAAAACAUUGUAAUGUAUGAAAAUGUAAUUAUGAAUAUGUUUUAUAAUUGAUAUAGGGACAGUUAUUUUUGUAACCAUAGAUUUAAUAUAAUAAAAUUAAUAUUUUAUUGAUACUGAAAAAUGUAAAAUACACAUUAUUUCAAUUA